Messenger RNA from Guyanagaster necrorhizus, 2654 nucleotides. RefSeq lists its product as uncharacterized. Lineage: Eukaryota; Fungi; Basidiomycota; Agaricomycetes; Agaricales; Physalacriaceae. The record is from RefSeq and is a predicted model, not a curated record. Gene Ontology annotation, biological process: intra-Golgi vesicle-mediated transport. The coding region runs from base 17 to 2596 and encodes 859 amino acids. The transcript is spliced from 15 exons. Gene Ontology annotation, cellular component: COG complex.
CAUCGACUCGUAUUCCAUGGCUGCUCCUGCUGACUAUUCUGUAUUUGCAAGUGCUGAAUUCGACCCCAACGACUACGCUAAUGCUGUCCUUGCGGGCGAGCCAUAUGUUCUUCCAUCCGACACCCGUACAAAGCCCUUGGCGUCCUCGACAAAGCUUGCCGAUGCACCAGGAAAGGAGGAAAUCUCCAUAGCAAUAUCAAAACUUACGUUUGGCAUCGAUGAUGUCUCCAAGCAAAUAAAGACUCUUGUCACCAACCAUCAUCAGGACCUUCUUUCUCAGGCAGCAAGUGCAAAUGAACUAUCCGGCUCCCUUACUUCUGUUCGCGCCGGGCUCGCCGACCUUGACCAUUCUCUCGAAAAAUUACGUCUCAAAGUCCGUGCGCCUUACCAGACCCUUCAAACCAACGUCUCUCGUCUCCAGAAACUUCAGCAGGCAUCGGAUAUUCUACGUCGCACGUCCCGAUUUGUGAUUCUCGCUCGCAGACUCCAAAUCCAGAUGGCCGAAAUGGAAUCCGGCAGUAGCAUCCCGGAUCUGCCGCUGCCGCUUUUCCGAAGCAAAUCCGAUGAAUCUGCGCAGGGUCAAGACCUCGAGGACGGCAAGGAGCGCACUAUCGCAAAGGCAGCGCUUAGUAUUGCGGAGCUUGUGUCAUUAUUGGAUGAUCCAGCCUCAUGGGUGUCUGAGGAAACUCGCCAGUCGGACGUACAAAGCGAUGACCUUGAAUCCCGAAUAUCUUUGAGGUCGGUUAAUGCAAUCGCCGUCCAUGUGCCCUAUAUCGAGGAUGCCCGAGCCAAAGUGACUUCGGAAAUGGAAAAUAUGGUUUUGACGGGUUUAACAUUACUUAACCAGUCCCUCCUCGCGUCCUCCCUUCAAACAGCCUAUAACCUUCGGGUUCUUCCUGAACUAGUUCAGAAUCUCAUAUUGGAGCUGUCACAGGCUGUUGACGACCGAAUACGAACCGCAUUUGAUCUUUCCAAAAUCUCCAAAGAAAUCUUGUCCAAAGAUUCUGCCCAAUCACCUACCCUGUACAAGUCCCGCGUGAGAACGGAGCCAACUAAUCUGACGGCUCCGCAAUGGACGGCUGCUCUCUGGGCUCGAUUAGAGGUGAUGGUACAGGACAUGGCUGAAUGCUGUGUAAAGGUAUACACUUUGGAAAGAGUGCUGAAAAUAAAAAAGGAUACCAUUUCACAUGUAGUAUUUCUAGACGAGGCCAUGAAGCUUCUAGAGAACAAACCUAGUGCUACUUUCUGGACAGCUUUGGCCCGUUCGCUAGAGAAGAAUGCGCGGGAUGCCGCUAGAAGCUCCAUGUUUCUUCAACAAACACUGAGCACGGGAUACCCAAGACUUUUAAGAUUAUUUCACGAGUUCUUUGCAAAAAUUGCCGUUCAUACAGAUACAACUUACAUACACACGUACCAAAGCCCAGAGACUGUGCUAGUGCUUCACGCACUUUCGAACUUCGAAUCACUGUAUCUUGCCCGAUCUUCGACUAAACUCAACGAGUCCGUCAGUCAGGCAUUCUCUGGUGGGGUACGAAAUCCACCAGGGAUGUCAGAAGGCAUUAACAUUGCACGUGCUGUGGCCAACGAGUUAGACUCGGCAAGAUUUGACCCACUGCUUGUGAAAGCCGUCGCUAAGAACGCUACAACAAGUAUAGAUAUUAUUAUAUCUAGACUUGAUGGUUUAGUCUCUCGGGAUCGGUCUGCCUUGACUUUGAUAGGACCCUCAGCGACGCCACAACAGGCUAUAAAUGGUUCACUGACGACGUUUUUAUAUUGUGUAUGGUCGCGGCUAUCACAGCUUGGAGAAGAACAGAAAGAAGUGGUCUUCAACAUCAUUAAAUGCAGUGUUGGCAAUUUACACUCUGCCUACGAACGCAUCGUCAAUCCUCUGCUCACCGCCAUACGGCGUGAGCUGAGCGCCAUCAUAUCUAAAAUGCAUCGUUUUGAUUUUGGCAGAUCUGCUGACCCUAUCGCGGGCAUGGGCGGAUCAAGUCUGUACAUGAAAGACCUCGUAGAAAAGCUGGCUUAUAUCAAAACCGAGAUCUUCAGCAAGUUCGGGAUCGGAGAUGAAAAAAGAGCGUGGAUAAUGUCACUUGUGCAAUAUAUCAUUAAGACGUUUGUGCUUCAUGUCUCUAUAGUCAAACCGCUUGGAGAAGCAGGUAAAUUACAGCUUACCAGUGACAUGACAGAGUUAGAGUUCGCCCUGAGCGCGUUUCUUGUGGAAAGUCCACAAGAGAAGCGGGGCGGAAACUUGGAGAGUGUAGGACCAGAAUACAAAAUGCUUCGAGCAAUGCGGCCUCUUUUAUUUCUCGAAAACUCACAGCUGGCGUUGUCGCAAUACACGGCUGGCUUACCCCCUCUUAUAGUGUUGCACCACAUACUUGUUCGUUCGCUGAUACCACUGCCCCACAGUCUUCAUGGAUGGCAGGAAGCGGAAUAUGUUCGGUGGGUUGAUGAACACACGGAGGAGGAAGCUUGGACUCUCGUAGACGGUGGACUAUCUCAUUGGGAAAGAACGACGGGGAGUGAAGGCGAUAAAAAGGAGGAUGCGAUGCAAUACGUAAAUUUGGCACGGAAGGUAUUAGCUACAACAUAAUCCUAGGAGUUUGGGAACUUUGUUCAUUUGUGUUUCUGCAAUUUCUCCACUGGGCGAG